AUGGUGUCCGGCGUUCAACUUCAUGCCGACUGCGAGCUCCUUUGUCGUGAACAUCAGGUCACCUCACAUCUUUCUUCGCCCCCGACCUCUUGCUUCGAUCCUGACAUCCUCCGUCAGCAAACCCCGACCACCACGGUCCCUUCUGGGAUGCCCCAACCCCAGCUGCAGGUCCAGAUCGACAAUCUCAAGCUAGAGGCAAUCCCCUGGCUCGCCACCAUGACGCUCGCGCUCAGCUGGAUGCCAGCAACGCACUCGCUGCUGCCAACCUACGCGCAUGUCCUGGCGGAGCUUGUCUUCGCCUCUUACCUGACUGUCCAGGCUCGACUGCUGGAUUCUCCGAAGGCUCCCGAGCCCUUGUCGCGCGAUGUGAGAGAGCUGUGGGAGCUGUGCUUGAUGACUGGAGCUGAGGGACCCCGCGAGUUUCUCUCCGGCUGGUUCUACGGUGCUGAUUUCGAGCGCAUUCGCCGGGAGGACAUGCACGACUUUCUCGCCUGGGCAACUUUCAGCAGCACGCCAGACCGCCUGGAGAAGGAGAGCAAGCGGCUGCUGGAGGACGUUUUACAGCUGAUCGAAGAGCGGACUGGUUCUUCCUUUCGUCCUCGCUCAGCCGGCGAAUCUCCUCUUCCUUGCAUGCGAUUCAACAUCGAGCCGCUGCAGUUCACGCACAAACCUCUCCUCUACUAUGCUGUCUGUCAGUCUCUGCUCGGUUCCCUCGGCAGUUCUCAGCUCGGCAUGCUGGGCUUUGAGAAAUUCGGCUCCGAUGCCUUCGACUAUUGGAUGCGCGUUCCCAAGUCCCUGGAGGGGAGGAAGCGAACACCCAUCGUCUUCUUUCACGGCGUUGGCGUCGGGUUGGUGACCUACGUCAGCGUGCUCCGCGAGCUCGUCGCUCUUGACUGCCCCAUCCUGUGCGUUGAGAUCCCGUUUGUGUCCAGCAACUUAGAGGCCAACGUGCCGAGCAUCAGUGAGCAGGUCGCGAGCAUGGAGAGCAUCUUCGCUCGCUGGGAUAUCAGCAAGGCUUUCUUCGUCGGGCACUCGUACGGUACGGUGAUGACAUCAUGGAUGAUCCAUCACCUUCCUUCCCGGGUCGCUGGCGUCGCCCUCAUUGACCCUGUUGUGAUGAUGCUCAACCUUCGGGACAUUCUCUUCAACUUCCUCUACCGCCAUGAGCGCGAGGGCAGCAUCUCCGACCUGAUCGGCUCCGAGCUCUUCCUCAACCAUGCGCUUCGUCGCAACUUCUGGUGGUACCGCAACAUCCUCUGGGCCCAGGACCUCGAAAAGCACAAGAUCCCUUCCAUCAUCUGCCUGUCUGAAAGAGAUCAGAUCGUCCCCUCUAGUGCAGUCCUGCACCACAUCGCCGAACAUGCUGCUGGUCUCUCCGAAGCUUCUUGUGUCGAGGCGUAUGUGAUGGGGGAUGCGAAGCACGGUCAGCUCCUGUUUGAUGAAGAGAUCAGGAACGAGCUGGUCUCGAAGAUCAGCGGCAUGUGGAGGAGGGUCAAUGAGGCGACACCAGAGGAGAGCGCCGUCAUGCGAACCCCUCCUCCACCUGCAGCUCCUCGUAGCCUGACGCAGCUCGCAGUUCAGGUGCGAUGGCGUCUAAGAAGGGUCGCUCGCCCGGUCCUUCAGUUGUUGCAGCCGACAAGCGCCGCUUAG
This is a messenger RNA of Guillardia theta CCMP2712, 1650 nucleotides long. RefSeq lists its product as hypothetical. The coding region runs from base 1 to 1650 and encodes 549 amino acids. The record is from RefSeq and is a predicted model, not a curated record. The transcript is spliced from 5 exons. Lineage: Eukaryota; Cryptophyceae; Pyrenomonadales; Geminigeraceae.